ACCAGGAGGAUUUCUUAUUUUGCUCUUUAACUGAGACUUAGACUGACAAAUACCAUUUGAUGAAUAUUUAAUGCUAAUAAUUAUAAAAUGGCUGAUGUAGCUUUCAAGGAUCAGGACCACUUCAGCUGUCCUAUAUGUCUGGAUCCACUUGAGAAACCGGUAACAAUUCCGUGUGGACAUAACUACUGCAUGGAUUGUAUUGAGGAUUACUGGAAUGAGGACAAGCACUUGGAGUCCUAUAGCUGUCCCGAAUGCAGAGAGACUUUCACAAACAGGCCUGCUCUCAACAAAAACACCAUGUUCGAUGAGGUGGUAAAGAAAUUAAAAAAGGCAAGAUUGCAGGAUGCCUCACCUUGCAACCCUGGACCUGCAAACAUGGACUGUAGUAUCUGCACUGGACGAAAAAGGCAAGCUGUUAAAUUGUGCCCGGAGUGUGUCGAGUCAUCCUGUGAGGCUCAUACGACUGGGAAUGACAAAGGAAACAGUGAAGAAAAACACAUUGUAAUAGUCAUUAACAGGGAGCCUCGAUCAGAUAUCUGUCUCCGUCACAACAUCCCACUGGAGGUCUAUUGUCGGACUGACCGGCAGUUGAUCUGUUCUCUUUGCUUCACUGAAAGCCAUAGAGAUCAUGAUGCGGUUUCAGUCGCGCCAAUAAGCUCAGAAACACAUGAGCAUAAAAGUUCUCUCAUGAAUACAGGGCAUGGGAACAGGCACACAUCCCAUAAGCAUGGAAGGAGGAAAAACAAAAGAAACAGUCAUGGUUCUGGACAUGGAGGUAAACACAGAAGCAGCUCCAGAAAGACCUUACGUUUAAAAAACAACCAAGAAGUGAGUCAUCAUGAAAGUCAUGGAAGUAAUAUGAUCAAGCAUGGGCACGGUGUAGGAGGUGGGCACAUGAAUAGUAAACCUAGGCAUAGACAUGGAAGCCGGCACGUGAGCAGCAGAAAUGAGAGAAGUCAACGCUAAUAUUAAAAAAGAUUUAUAUCAGGAGAUUGGUGAGGAAUACGGCAUGAGUUUGCCCAUGAGGAAGCAUGCUAUUGUUAUUCUCUAUUUGAACAGCAGAUACUUAAUACUUGUGUGUUUAGAUCUUCUAAUGAUGCUAAAUUUUGUACCUACAUUCUGUCUUCAGUGUGAAAUCUUUCAUGUUCCAUCUACUAAACGUAUUUAAACAGUUAGGUCUAUCAGUAUAUAGUGAAUCUGUUUACACUAUAUGUGGUUUAAAACAACGUAGAAUAGUUGAAUGCAAACAGUUUCACACACUUUAAUUCAAAAGUGCAAAAUAAGUUUGAUUUUCUCUGAUGCACAUUCUGAUAUUAAUAGUGAAUGAAUCCAUUUGUGAACUUUUAUUCCACUUGCUUCCUAUAAGCCUUCAAGCUGUGCCAAUGUUUCUUCCAAAUAAUUAGCUGAUUGUAACAGUGACCUGUACUGACACAGUCUUUUUCUAAAAUUGUAUAACUCAAUGAAAGGUUAUUUUCUGUUUCAAGAUUUGUGAUUACAUCAUGUCUGAUCCCAUUAACAUUUGCCUUCUUGAAUGUUAGACUGUAUGAAUCUGUGUCAAUACAUUAGACACAUUAAUGAAGUGCAUUCAAAUAAACAGACCCAUGGUUCUCAAAA
Tachysurus vachellii is the source of this 1614-nucleotide messenger RNA. RefSeq lists its product as uncharacterized. The transcript has a single exon. The record is from RefSeq and is a predicted model, not a curated record. Gene Ontology annotation, molecular function: zinc ion binding. NCBI's taxonomy places the organism in Eukaryota, Metazoa, Chordata, Actinopteri, Siluriformes, Bagridae. Bases 88 to 966 code for a protein of 292 amino acids.